UGAGCAGCAGUAUCCAGCAAUCAGUGCUGGCAUCCUUUGACCCCUAGCCCACUCUCGUUGGAGGGAGAGAAGACAACCUUUGGUUCUUCAGCGUCCACGCUCAUGCUUAGCUGAUAGGAGCACAGUCAGGACACAACAGGUGUUCAGUAGAUACAGGCUGGACCCUCGUCAAGAGCUGCAGAGCAUCGACACCGGGGUAACGCGCGGAGGAGAACCAGCGGCUUCCUCCAUGACCGGCACAAGAAGAAGGCACGAUACUCCGAGCCCUCUCUUUGAGAGAAGAGGCGGCAGGCAUGACACGCCUAGCCCUCCUCGCUCCGGUGACCGAGGGGGACAGCAGCAGCACCAGCGCAAACGACCCAGGUCUCGAUCUCAGUCGCCUCCACGCUCCGCUGCCGAUGAUGGUGGUGUCAGUAGAACAAGGCACAGCAGCAGUGACAGCGAGGGUGAGGGCGACGGUGACGGCAAAGACUCCAUGCGGCGGCGCAAGAAGCAGAGGAAGGACAAGAAGGCGAGGAAAAGAGAGAAAAAAAAGGCUAAGAAAAAGAGCAGCAGCAGGAGUUACAAGCACCGCAAGAAGGGGGAAAGGAAGAGUAGGUGCGGGGGCUACGACAGCAACAGCAGCAGCGAUCAAGGGGGUGAAGAAGGCACCGGAAUAGCCAGAGAUGCAGCGACCGCAGACGCCGCAAACGCCGCCGCCGCUGCUGGAGGGCCGACGCCUGCAAUAGCUCGCUCGCAAAUAGAAUCGGCAUCUCCACCAGCGAUCGUGGACGAGCACGCGCCGACCCCGCCGGGAAGCCCCCCCGCCGCCAGCGCAACAAAUCCUAGCACGGAGGGACCGUUGGCCGUGAACGGAGGCGGCGGGGCGGACGAUACGGAGGCGUGUGUGGACGAAGACGCGCCGACCCCGCCGGCCAGCCCUCACAAGACAGCGGUGGAAGCACCCGCGGCAGGCAAGAACUCCUUCUUCGCUCAGCUGCAGGCUUCGGAGCGAAAGAAAGGGACGGUAGGGACAAUACACGCCACGGGAAAUCAUGGCGGCGGGGGGGGGGAAGGGGGGGCAGGGGCGGGGAUACAAUCGAGCGACUGGGAGUGCCUCAAGUGCGGCAAGAGCAACUACAAGAACGCGUCGGCUUGUGACAGGUGUCACGCGCUCAAACGGAUGACGCUUUGGCGGGACUAGGCCUCUAGGCUAGGCCUCGUCCUUGUAAGGGAUAUACCGGCGGCACUGCAAAAAGCGAUUUUCUGUAGAUACUUGAAGUAAAACAAGCUGCCUCACAGUGUCACCCGGACCUUACGAAAUAAGGUGUAGCGUGACCACUCGCGGGUAUUGCCCACAAGUCGUUUCAGCUGUGUCCCUUCCUUUUGGGGGUAACAGACGUGCAAGACACUGGAACGUCUGUAAACGCACAACAUUGCGCGUGGUGUUUGCUUUGAGACGGAAACGUUGAUACCCCGUGUCCUGCGUGCUCGGUGGCAAGUUGCUCUUUCAGCUGCCGUGGGCGACAUGGAAUUUUUUCGACACUCCGCACGAACAAUACGCAAAAUCUGUUGUCACACCUGUGUUUGUUCGAUUGGAUGAACGGCUGUGGUGCAAUCUUGUGGCGCGUUCACACAGCGAGCGUGGUACUUCU
This is a messenger RNA of Ectocarpus sp. CCAP 1310/34, 1634 nucleotides long. The record is from the annotation of a GenBank genome assembly. NCBI's taxonomy places the organism in Eukaryota, Phaeophyceae, Ectocarpales, Ectocarpaceae.